Messenger RNA from Nanorana parkeri, 3487 nucleotides. RefSeq names its product integrator complex subunit 3 (gene INTS3). Gene Ontology annotation, cellular component: cytoplasm. Bases 67 to 3141 code for a protein of 1024 amino acids. The transcript has 30 exons. Lineage: Eukaryota; Metazoa; Chordata; Amphibia; Anura; Dicroglossidae. The record is from RefSeq and is a predicted model, not a curated record.
AUUCAUAUGACAGUCCUCACCCCCCAGACGGCAUAAACACAGAACGGUGACACCCAGCGCCCCGCCAUGGAACAGAAAGCCAAUAGCAAGUUAUUCAUCUCCACCAGCCUGGAUGCCAAGGAUGAGCUGGAAGAGCGUCUGGAUCGCUGCAUGGCUCUGGUGACCUCCAUGACGAAUGGCGUGUCUGAGAGAGAGGCCAAUGACGCGCUGAACGCAUACGUUUGCAAAGGACCCACCCAGCACGAGGAAGUGUGCCUGGGACUGUACGCGAUGGUGCUGUCUGACCCGGCACAGGCCCAGAAGAGUUACCGUGACCUGGCUCUGGUCAGCAGAGAUGGGAUGAACAUCGUGCUGAACAAAAUCAACCAGAUCUUGAUGGAAAAGUACCUGAAGCUUCAAGACACGUGCCGGACGCAGCUGAUCUGGUUGGUGCGGGAACUGGUGAAGAGCAGCGUGCUGGGAGCCGACGGCGUUUGUAUGACCUUCAUGAAGCAGAUCGCAGGGGGCGACAUAUCCUCCAAGAAUAUCUGGCUGUCUGAAGGUGUGCUGGACAUCCUGAUGGAGCAGAAGGAGUGGGUCAUGAAAAGCAGCAUCCUGAUCGCCAUGUCGGUGUACACCUACCUGCGACUGAUUGUCGACCACCACGGGACCCCGCAGCUCCUGACUCUGCGACAAAAGGAGGUGGACUUUUGUAUCAUGCUACUACGCGAUCGGUUCAUGGACUGCUUCAUGAUUGGUCGGGACCUGGUCCGCCUUCUGCAGAACGUGGCUCGGAUCCCAGAAUUUGACCUGCUGUGGAAGGAUAUGGUGCACAACCCGCAGGCUCUGAACCCCCAGUUCACAGGAAUCCUUCAGCUGUUACAGUCUCGCACUUCUCGCAAGUUCUUGGCCUGCCGCCUGACCCCGGACAUGGAGACGAAGCUGCUGUUCAUGACGUCCCGGGUGCGGUUUGGUCAGCAGAAGCGAUACCAGGACUGGUUUCAGAGGCAGUACCUCUCCACCCCGGACAGCCAGUCCCUGCGCUGUGAUCUGAUCCGCUACAUAUGCGGCGUGGUGCACCCGUCUAACGAGGUGCUGAGCUCGGACAUCCUGCCUCGCUGGGCCAUCAUUGGCUGGCUUCUAACCACCUGUACGUCCAACGUGGCCGCCUCCAACGCCAAGCUGGCUCUGUUUUAUGAUUGGCUCUUCUUCAGCCCGGAAAAGGACAGCAUCAUGAAUAUCGAGCCCGCGAUCCUGGUAAUGCACCAUUCAAUGAAGCCGCAUCCCGCCAUCACUGCAACCUUGCUGGACUUCAUGUGCCGGAUAAUCCCAAAUUUUUAUCCUGCUCUGGAAGGGAAUGUCAGGCAAGGCGUGUUCAGCUCCCUUACCCACAUCAUGGAGAAGAGAGUCCUGGCUCAUUUGGCUCCAUUAUUCCACAACCCGAAACUGGAUAAAGAGCUUCGAUCAAUGCUUAGAGAGAAAUUCCCCGAGUUCUGCAACCUGCCAUCUCCAGCCUCAGAAAGUAAGGGGCUGCCCGUGAUAAAGGUAGAGGAGCCUGCAUCCAUGGAGAUGGACAACAGCAUGGCUGAUAAAGAAGAGAGCUGCUACGACAACGCAGAGGCAGCGUUCAGUGAUGAUGACGAGGAACUGAGCAGCAAAACCACUGACAAUGGAAAGAAAAGGGACUUCCGAUUUCACCCCAUCAAGGAGACGAUCGUUGAGGAGCCGGCAGACAUCACGCCUUACUUGGAACAGCUGGAAGAGCCGCUGAGAGAGAAAGUUGUUUCCUUGCAGAAAGUAAGCGAUAUGGAGUUGCAGUGUGAGCUGAUGCAAGAUAUAGUGGAGCAGAUCCUAGAGGAUGAAUUCGAUUCGGAGCAGUUAUCCGUUCUGGCUUCCUGUCUCCACGAGUUGUUCAAGCACCAUUUCCGCGGAGAGGUCCUGCCAGAGGAGAUUACAGAUGAGUCUCUGGAGGAGUCUGUUGGGAAACCUCUCUACCUAAUAUUUAGAAACCUCAUCCAGAUGCAGGAAGAUAGCAAUGGCUUCUCCCUCCUUCUAGACCUGCUGUCCGAACUCUACCAGAAACAGCCCAAGAUUGGCUAUCACCUCCUCUACUACCUGAAGGCCAGCAAGGCCGCGGCCGGGAAGAUGAACUUGUACGAGUCGUUCGCUCAGGCCACGCAGCUCGGCGACCUGCACACCUGCCUCAUGAUGGACAUGAAAGCCUGCCAGGAGGAUGACGUGCGUCUGCUGUGUUACCUGACCCCUUCCAUAUACAGCGAGUUUCCAGAUGAAACGCUGCGGAGCGGAGAGCUCCUUAACAUGAUCGUGGCCGUCAUUGACUCUGCCCAGUUGCAGGAGCUCGUGUGUCACGUCAUGAUGGGGAACCUGGUGAUGUUUCGGAAGGACUCCGUGCUCAACAUCCUUAUUCAGAGUUUGGAAUGGGAGACCUUCGAGCAGUACUGUACCUGGCAGCUCUUCCUGGCCCACAAUGUCCCAUUGGAGACCAUCAUCCCUAUCCUUCAACAUCUCAAGUACAAAGAGCACCCCGAAGCUCUGUCCUGUCUCCUCCUACAGCUCCGCAGGGAAAAGCCGACCGAGGAGAUGGUGAAAAUGGUUCUCAGCCGCCCGUGUCACCCCGACGACCAGUUCACCACGAGCAUCCUGCGCCACUGGUGCUUGAAACACGACGACCCUUUGGCGGAACACAUCAAGUCGUUGCUUAUCAAGAACAACAGUCUUCCUCGGAAACGGCAGAGCCUGCGGAGUUCGAGCAGUAAGUUGGCACAGCUGACGUUGGAGCAGAUCCUGGAGCAUCUGGAUAACCUGAGACUGAACCUAUCCAAUACCAAACAGAACUUUUUCAGCCAGACGCCGAUCCUGCAAGCUCUCCAACACGUACAGGCCAGCUGCGACGAGGCGCAUAAGAUGAAGUUCAGCGACCUUUUCUCAUUGGCGGAGGAGUAUGAGGACUCGACAAAGACGCCAAAGAGCCGGCGGAAAGGUCCCAUGACCAGCCCGCGCAGCAGGAAGACCACAGCACAGCCAACCAACAUGGAGGAGGAGUCUUCGUCCAGCAGCGCCUCGGAAGAGGAAGACACAAAGCCAAAGCCCAGCAAGCGGAAGAGGAAGGGCUCUGCGGCGGUGGGAUCGGACAGCGAUUGAUGGCCCCACCCCCGUCUGCACUAGUAAAGGCCGACAGCCGCUGACACUACCUGCAGUCAGCUGAUGAACUGUUCUCAGCUGCGAUUGGCCGGUCAAUGUUUCCCGGACUCCUCGAUGAUAUUGGUUACCUGUCAGCCAUUUUUCCACUUCCCCCCGCGUUGGCGUAGACAGGGACGCCUCUUUUGUGCACCAGAGGCCGGCCAUUUAUAGCGACAGAAAUCUCUUAUUUUCUUACUGGACUGUAUAUAAACCGCAUGCGGCGCCUCUCCGCCUCCUCCGUGUAUAUUUUUUUUUCUUCUUUUUUUUUUUUUUUUUUUAAAAGAAAGCGAAAAUAUUUUAAAACACA